This is a messenger RNA of Myotis myotis, 2319 nucleotides long. RefSeq names its product sorting nexin family member 30 (gene SNX30). The transcript has 9 exons. The record is from RefSeq and is a predicted model, not a curated record. Gene Ontology annotation, molecular function: phosphatidylinositol binding. Lineage: Eukaryota; Metazoa; Chordata; Mammalia; Chiroptera; Vespertilionidae. The coding region runs from base 221 to 1534 and encodes 437 amino acids.
UGGCCGGCCGCCAGCGGCCAAGGUGCGAGCGGACCGCGGGGCUCGGGCGCGGAGCGGGGGCGCGCGGCGCGGAGCAGCCAGCCCAGCCCAGCCCAGCCCCGCGGGCAGAGAGGUGCCGGCGGGCGGCGGCGGCGGCGGCUUCCAGCCCGGCGGGUGCAGGGCCUCUGGCAGAGCUGCAGCGGAGCGGGGCCUCGGCCGCGCGUUCCGGGCGGUGCUCGCCAUGUCGGGCGGGCUCCCCAAGGCCUUGCCGUCCACGGGGCCCCACUCCCUGCGAGACAUGCCGCACCCGCUGGCCGGCUCCAGCAGCGAGGAGGCCGUGGGCGGCGACAGCACGCCCAGCCCGGACCUGCUGAUGGCCCGCAGCUUCGGCGACAAGGAUCUCAUUUUGCCCAACGGUGGAACGCCAGCAGGCACCUCGAGCCCAGCUUCUUCAUCUUCCCUUCUCAACAGACUUCAGCUUGAUGAUGACAUCGAUGGCGAGACCAGAGAUCUCUUUGUCACCGUUGAUGAUCCCAAGAAGCAUGUCUGUACAAUGGAGACCUAUAUCACUUACAGGAUCACCACCAAAAGUACUCGGGUGGAGUUUGACCUGCCGGAAUAUUCUGUCCGUCGAAGAUACCAGGAUUUUGACUGGUUGAGGAACAAACUGGAAGAAUCGCAGCCCACUCAUCUCAUUCCCCCGCUUCCCGAAAAGUUUGUGGUGAAAGGUGUUGUGGACCGUUUUUCGGAAGAGUUUGUGGAGACCAGAAGGAAAGCUUUGGAUAAAUUCCUAAAAAGAAUUACGGAUCAUCCUGUACUUUCUUUCAAUGAACACUUCAAUGUUUUUCUUACUGCUAAGGACCUGAAUGCCUACAAGAAGCAAGGGAUGGCGCUGCUGACCAGAGUGGGCGAGUCGGUCAAGCAUGUCGCCGGAGGCUACAAGCUGAGGAGUCGGCCUCUGGAGUUUGCAGCCAUCGGCGAAUACUUGGACACUUUUGCACUCAAACUGGGAACCAUAGAUCGGAUAGCCCAGCGGAUCAUCAAAGAAGAAAUAGAGUACCUUGUGGAGCUCAGAGAAUAUGGGCCCGUGUACUCCACGUGGAGCGCGCUAGAGGGGGAGCUGGCUGAACCCCUGGAGGGCGUGUCAGCGUGCAUCGGCAACUGCUCCACAGCCUUGGAAGAGCUGACAGAUGACAUGACAGAAGACUUUCUGCCUGUGCUCAGGGAAUAUAUUUUAUACUCUGACUCCAUGAAGAGCGUGUUGAAGAAGAGGGACCAAGUGCAAGCGGAGUACGAAGCCAAACUGGAAGCCGUGGCUCUGAGAAAGGAGGACCGCCCCAAGGUGCCCGCGGACGUUGAGAAAUGUCAGGAUCGGAUGGAGUGCUUCAAUGCUGACCUGAAAGCCGACAUGGAGAGGUGGCAGAACAACAAGAGGCAGGACUUCCGGCAGCUGCUCAUGGGAAUGGCUGACAAGAACAUCCAAUAUUAUGAGAAGUGCCUCAUGGCGUGGGAGUCGAUUAUUCCACUUCUGCAGGAGAAGCAAGAGGCCAAGUGAGUUCCUUCUGGGGACAGAGGCUCUCCUACCUACACAGGGCACAGCACGCCGUCCCGGAUGUCCCUGCUGUGCCAGAGAGCGGGCGCUGAGCAAGCAACCACAGAAGCAUCUCUCCCCGUGUAUUUCUCUCCCUCCCCACCUGCCUUUGUCUGACAUUGUUUUCACUUAGAAUUUACUCCCUGGCGGAGGUGUAAGGCUAUAAUCAUCUCUCAGCAAAAGCAGCAGACCUCCGUGCUGUGAAGGAACCUAUGACAUGGAACACUACGAAGAUUCGAAAGCGAGGGACCGGAUAUCCUCAGUUGACCCUCUGACAUCUUGUCACAGUUUCCUGUUCUGGGACAGCGGAGCUGCCUGUUGCGGAAGGGAACCCGGGCCCCGCUUUUCAGGGAUGUGAGGAAGGCACAAACAGGAGGCCAUUCUUGCUUCCCGUGGACACACAGCAGCUCUGGACUGACCUCUGUGGGCAAUGACAUGUCCCAGCCUGGCAGGAGGUGUUGGCACCUCCGUGGAAGGUCCUUAAUGUACAGUGGCCUGAAGCCGUGUGUGGCCUGCUCCCUGCUCGUGAUGAGUGGUGCCUGUUUGAUGGUUCCUGGUUCCCGUGGGGCCAUUGAAAUCAGUGUCUGAAUGCAUCCGAACUAGAGCCAGCCAGCCAGCGUCCUUGUCCUUACGCGAUGCCUCGGGGAGCUGGAGGACAGGGCUCCCCAAACUUUUUUCUGACACUAGAAUGCGGAAGAUUGGAAACUGUUUUUGUGUAAAAUGAAAAAAGGUGCAUUUUUCCUCUGUGA